This is a messenger RNA of Hibiscus syriacus, 1140 nucleotides long. RefSeq names its product SNF1-related protein kinase regulatory subunit gamma-like PV42a. The transcript has 3 exons. The coding region runs from base 1 to 1140 and encodes 379 amino acids. Lineage: Eukaryota; Viridiplantae; Streptophyta; Magnoliopsida; Malvales; Malvaceae. The record is from RefSeq and is a predicted model, not a curated record.
AUGCAGCAACCUAAGGACGAGCAAGAAACCACUGCCGCUAAAUCCACUCUCCGGUUCCUGGAGAAGACGGUGAAAGAUGUGCUGGUGAACAAGGGGAGACUCGCGGAGGUGCCUUACACGGCCACGCUAGGCGACACCAUGAACGCAUUGGUCGCCAACAAGGUGACGGCGCUUCCUGUUGAUGCACCUCCAGGGCAGUGGAUUGGGGCCGGUGGCUCAAUGAUCAUGGAAUCUGAUAAACAAACGGGCGUUGUGCGAAAGCACUACAUAGGGAUGGUCACCAUGCUUGAUAUUCUCGCAUACAUUGCUGAUGAUGAUAAUCAGAUGAUGGGGGGUGAUGCUGGAGGAGAUGAUAAUCUUGAGGGGAAGAUGACGGUCCCGAUAUCGUCGAUUAUAGGACGCAGUUUCGAAGGACUUAGCUUAUGGACUCUAAACCCAAACACAAGCAUUUUGGAGUGUAUGGAACUGUUUAACAAGGGAAUCCACAGGGCCUUGGUCCCAAUGGACAGUCAAAUGGAGAAUAUUCAAGGAGUUGAACUUGUGGAGUCUGCUUCAAGCUAUAAAAUGCUUACACAAAUGGACUUACUGAAAUUCCUCAAUGACCAUGCCUCUGAAUUGGGGGAGAUCUUAUCAAGCAGCAUAAAGGAAAUAGGUUGCUUAAAUCAGAGUGUUUUUGCCAUAACCGAUCGUACCAAAGUGAUCGAUGCUAUCAAAUGCUUGAAGACUGCUAUGCUCCAUGCUGUUCCUAUAGUCGAAUCCUCUAAUCUUAUUAAAGAAGAUGACAAACAGCUUGUAGAUGGCAAAGGGAGGAAGCCGAUUGGAACAUUUUCGGCGACAGAUUUGAGGGGUUGCCAUGCUUCUGCACUGCGGACAUGGUUGCCUUUAAGCGCACUAGAAUUCACUGAGCUAGUCUCGAGUAGCCCUUUGUCUGGAGCAUGGGAGAGGGUGUCGGCGCCAAAGGAAAUAGUGAGUUGCCAGCCAGAGUUGGCACUCUCAGAAGCAAUCGAGAAGAUAGUAUAUAACCAUGUGCACCGAGUGUGGGUGGUUGAUCAACAAGGUUUACUUGAGGGCCUCGUUUCUCUCACCGAUAUAGUGGGAGCCGUUAGGGUUUCAUUGUUGUCAAAGGUUGACGUCAUGUGA